UACUACUUAUAAGCCAAGGGAUCGCAAACCAUACCUUGAGAGUUUGCAUGCAUCAUCUCUUGAUCUUCUGCUCUCAAUAAAACAGAGUACGUACUAGAGAAGGAGCGAUCGUUGAGGUUACAAAAGAGCCUCUCUCAUGGCUUCCUACAACUUGUUUGACCGAGACUUUAACCCGGUGCUUUGUGAAGAAAAAUCAUGUGCACUGAAGGUUACUCUAAAUAGGCCACGGAAACUCAAUUGCCUUACCUUUGAAAUGGUUUCUCAAAUUCAUGUGGCCAUGAGAACUUAUGAGAAUGAUGCCAAGGUCAACCUUGUAAUUGUUAAGGGAAAGGGAAAAGCAUUUUGUGCCGGUGGGGAUGUCACUAGAGUAGUUCUGUAUAUACUUGCAGGACAUUGGACCUUUGCUGCAAGCUUUUACAGGAGACAGCUCAUGUUAGAUUAUUUACUUGCUACAUAUAAGAAACCGUUGGUUUUCCUUAUCAACGGAAUUGUAAUGGGAGGAGGUGCUGGAUUAUCCAUGAAUGGAAUGUUUCGGAUUGUGACUGAGAACACUGUGUUUGCCAUGCCGGAGGUUUUAAUAGGACAUUUUCCUGACGUUGGAGCUUCGUACUUCCUUUCUAGGUUGCCGGGCUAUUAUGGAGAAUAUUUAGGGUUAACUGGGGCAAGAAUUAAUGGAGUUGAAAUGCUUGCUUGUGGCCUUGCUACACACUUCGUCCUUUCAAAGGAUCUUCAACAACUAGAAAAUGCAUUGUGUGAGCUCGUUUCUUCAGAUGCAUUAACCAUUUCUAAGCUCAUCAACAAAUUUAUAUACAGUGGACAAACAAACCAAGAUAACUUUCAUGAAAGGUUGGAGACAAUCAACAAGUGUUUCUGUAAAGAAACUGUUGAAGAGAUCUUGUUAUCGCUAGAGGAAAUGAACAGUGGAGCGGACAAGUGGAUUGUAGAGGCAAUAAGUUCCUUAAAGUCGGCUUCUCCAACAAGUCUUAAGAUUGGCUUACGAUCUAUCAGAGAGGGACGAAAGCAAACACUUGAACUUUGCAUCGCUCGUGAAUAUAUUGUUUGCAGUCAUGUGGUACGAGGAACUGUGACCAAUGAUUUCUUUGAGGGUGCCAGAGCUCUACUAUUUGAGAAAGAUAAAAAACCCAAGUGGGAACCUUCCCAACUGUGUCGAGUUAGCGAAGAGAUGCUGGAUAAAUUUUCCGCAGAACUUGAUGAUGAGGAUUUCAAAUGUUUACAACUUCCUGCCAGGUCAAGCCCAAGUACUGAAGCUAGGGCAAAACUUUGAGGGUGAUGCAGAGAGAGAGAGAGAGA
This is a messenger RNA of Rhododendron vialii, 1311 nucleotides long. Its product is annotated as probable 3-hydroxyisobutyryl-CoA hydrolase 3. Gene Ontology annotation, biological process: L-valine catabolic process. Gene Ontology annotation, molecular function: 3-hydroxyisobutyryl-CoA hydrolase activity. Bases 137 to 1285 code for a protein of 382 amino acids. The record is from RefSeq and is a predicted model, not a curated record. Lineage: Eukaryota; Viridiplantae; Streptophyta; Magnoliopsida; Ericales; Ericaceae. The transcript is spliced from 15 exons.